AUGGAGGACACCGGUGAGUCAGCUGGACUUGGUGAGAGAACCAGUGAAGGUGCUGCUGGGAUUUUCGACUUUGAUUCAUUCACUUUUGGCGAGUUACCCAGCUAUAGCUACAUUGACCCCACUCGCUCGCCUUUCUGCUUUUCCGAGCGUAAGAGGUGGUCAUUUGCUGAUGGUGUACAUGACAAUAGUGCCGUGAACGUAUCGAACGAAGGUAGUAGCGUCAAUCAUCCCGUUCAUCACGAAGAGCACCCGUAUGCGAAACCUGCCGGAAAGUCGUCGCGUCGUGGUCGCCCCGAGGAAGUUAUCAGUACGUCGAGUUCGGCCAAGUAUUCGACGAAGUACCGAGAGCGCCAGAAGAAUAAGUUAUUGGCACGCAAGGCAGAGCAUGGGAAAUUGAGUGAGCAGGUUAAGUUCCUUCAUGCGGAAAAUAGACAUCUCAGUGCGGGAUUUGGUCAACUAAAUGAGCGCGCAGAUGAUAUGGGAAAUAUGGUUGAAGGACACGCAUGUACUUAUCGAAAUGCUUUGCCGACUCCACAUUUUUGCGGACUUUCCAAUGAAAAAGAUUCUACUGACGAUGUUUCUAAUGUCCGUAGUUCAAUCCCGCAGUAG
Messenger RNA from Angiostrongylus costaricensis, 609 nucleotides. Lineage: Eukaryota; Metazoa; Nematoda; Chromadorea; Rhabditida; Metastrongylidae. The record is from the annotation of a GenBank genome assembly.